AACUGGAAGAAGCAGCAGCAAUCUUGGAACAGUACAGCACGAUCACGCCAAACGCCUCGCCGAACGCUUCUCCGUCUUGAAUAUGGCAUCCUGAAGCCUCUCUGGGACCAUAGUGCUUCCUACUUUAUGCGCCGUUAAUAAAUAAUAUUUUGGGUCGUGUUGCUGGGGUCUUUGCCACCUGCCGGUCGCCUGCAAUUCCGGCAUCUCGGCUUCGGCAGCGGCAUGCGACGUUGACAGCCCUCCGUCUGUGAGCCUCGAAUUCGGAUCGGAGCCCGGACCUCUGCGGACAAUCUCCCCAACAGCAGCUAGUCCUCCCCUCGAUUCCGGCUCAGUUAUCGCAGACUUUCAGGACAGCUUCCACAAUGGCAGCUUCAGACGCGGGCGCUGGCGUCCGCAAGAGACGGCUUCGUAGGCGGCGCCAAGACAAGCCCGCGCUCUCGGCGCGCCUCGUGCUCGACGACCAUGUGAAGACCGACGUUGGCAUCGUGUCAGAGGAUUUGUUUGCAGAGCUGUUCCCCCACGUGCAGGAUUGCCACGACCAAGACGACCAGCUCUCGAGUCCUCCAAGCCACCUUCACAUCGCCAUCGCUCCCUGGACGCCGUCCCGCUCCCCCGAGACUGUGAGCUGGGCAGUAGUUCCCGUGACUCCAUCAUCCGCCCUCGCCCCCUCGACCAUUCAGUUCUCGCCCUCGUCGUUGGCCCUGCAGUCCUUUGCCCUGAACCUCAAACAGGUUGCGCCCUCGCAAUUGACGACCCGAAGCCGAAGCGGUAUCGAGGUGCUGGUCCUUGAUGUUGCUGCCAUUGAGCUGGACUCGGUCUUCGUGAGCCUCGAAGCCGAACUGAUCAGGAGAUUGGAGAAUGGAGAAGGCAACUUUUUCCGGGAACAUCCCGCUCAAGGGAAGACGCCGGCACCGCGCACGCCCGAAGGCCGGUUGACGGCAGCUUUGCGUGCCGCCCUCAGCACGCUCAAGGUUGUGCACACUGGUGACCUGUUUCCGCUACCACUGGCCCCGCAUCCUGUCACUCAUGUGCCCCCGAAUCCGGGCAGGAUCACCCUCUGCGAGCCGGUAGCACAGGGCGUUCUAGGUCCCAACACCAAAAUCAUAUUGUCCCGGGGCCGUAUGCACUCCAAACACAGCCAUGCCACUACGCCGAUGCCGCAGAGCCGGGGGCUGAACGCCGCCGCCGAGGACGACGAGGAUACGGCUAACGACCAGUUCUACUCUGCCGCCGAGGAAGGCGUUCGGACAGACACGGCUGCCGAGGAGACGGAUGCCACCGCGACCGAGGCGGAAUCCGACGAGCCGGACGUCGAGGAAGAUGAGCUGUCGGACGACUCGAUGGACGACAUGAUCUCCCUCCAAGCCCCAACGCUGUCUUCCACGAUAACCAGUGGAAUAGGCACGCCCACCACGAUCGGGGGCCGAGGACGGAGGACCAAUGGCAUCAGUAGCGCCGCGUCCGUGUUUUCGAGCUUCACCGCAACAACUGCUAGGCCAGAUCGACCACGCGGGCGUUUAUUCAAGGCCCAGGGACUCGUGCAACCUAUUCCGCCCGAGCUCCUGCAUCCAAAGCCCACCCCCGUCGACGACGAAGAGGCGCGAAUCUACGUGGACACGAAGGACCUGAACAGAAUUGGCUGCUUCUCCGGGGACUGGGUGCGGGUCGAAGCAUCCCAGGAGCCGCCCACCAAUGGCUUCGGCGCGUUCGGUCUCGGGAGCUUUGUCGAACAGGAUCCGGACGAGCUGACCUGGAGGCCCGCAAGGGUAUACGGGCUGCCAGAGGGGUAUUCCAGCCGUCCCAUGGCCAGGGUAGCGUCCUCCAAGUACAACGGCCGGAGGAUGUCCUUCUUCGAGUCUCAAAUCCAGAGGUCCUCGAGCCCUACGGUCCACCUCUCCCCGGUCAUGCUUGCGAACCUCGAGAACCCGCCAUACCUGCGUCUCUCGGCCAUCAGGCGGGGCGCGCAGGCAAAAGGACCCCAGUCGAAGUCAUCGACCCCUGUCCAACCACCAUGUGCGCGCGAGGUGCUUUUGCAGCACGUUAGGACACCGAUUCCCGUCGAGAGGGACGUGCAGACCGCAGUCAUGGCUGGCCUGAAGUUCUACUUCGAGAGGAGGUUACGCGUGGUCAAAGCAGGAGACCUGAUUGCGGUGCCCAUCGAUACACAACUCGGACGAACACUGCAGGAGACUACCGCAGCAGGUGACGAUUCAGCGGUCGACGAUAUCCUGGGAAUGAUUGCCAGCGGGCGGUCGCAUCGGAACCUGAACUACGAUGAAGUUGCUUGGUUCAAGGUGGGCCACGUGCAACCGAUCAAACAGGAUCCGGCGGAAGAGAGCGAGGAGGACGAAGACCCCUGGGGCUCGGCUGCGUGUGUGGACAUCUCCAUUGCACACCUGGAGCAGACAGGCUCGGUGACGAGCCGUGUGCCCGGAACCGUGUCCAACACUUGGCCGUACUAUCUAGGCAUCAAGAAGCUCACAAAGCAACCCAAGGGCCCUUCAAGCCCGCUCAUGCAGGAGCCAGAGCGGCAACACAUCUCCCCGCUGAGAAGGAGACUGCGGGAACUGAUGGCCGCUGCGACAAGCAAAGCCGCCAUCCACCUCAAGAUGCCCCCCCUGGCGAUUCUCCUCGUCUCAACGCAGCGCAGCAUUGGAAAAGCCACGACGGCAACACAGGCCUGCAUGGAUAUCGGCUUGCACACCUUCACGGUAGACGCCUACGACAUCGUCAACGACUCGGGCGCAGGGGGAGGCAGCGACGUCAAAACGGCCGGCUUCCUGACCUCGAGAGCGGAGCGCGCCAUGAGCUGCGGGCCCGACUGCUGCACCCUCCUCAUCCGCCAUAUCGAGGCUCUGACGGCCGACCGGAUGGUCGCUUCGAUCAAGGAGAUCUUGGCCGAGGCCAGAGUCUUGGUGGCUACAACGACCGAGGUCGAGAAGGUGCCAGACGGGAUCCGAGCCCUGUUCACGCACGAGCUGGAAAUGAGUGCGCCCGACGAGGGCGAGCGCGAGGGUAUCCUGCGAACCAUCCUGGACGACCGCGGGGUGAGUCUGGAUCCGGAGGUCGACCUCGGCAGCAUUGCUCUCAAGACGGCUGCCCUCGUCGCAGGAGACCUGGUCGAUGUCGUCGAGAGAGCUCUAGUGGCCCAGCGGUCUCGCCUGGAGCUCCUGUCUGCGAAGGCCACGAGCGAGGAACAGGCCGUGACCGUGCGGGACGUGCAGGUAGCCGGUGGCCCGGCCGCGUUGGGCCUCACGAAGCAGGACUUCGAAGUCGCUGUCGAGGCCGCGCGGAAGAAUUUUGCCGACGCGAUCGGCGCUCCCAAGAUCCCGAACGUGACGUGGGAUGACGUCGGAGGGCUGAACAACGUGAAGGAGGCGGUGACGGAGACCAUCCAGCUGCCGCUCGAGCGACCGGAGCUGUUUGCUAAGGGCAUGAAGAAGCGCUCGGGCAUCUUGUUCUAUGGGCCGCCCGGUACCGGCAAGACGCUCCUUGCCAAGGCCAUCGCGACCGAGUACAGCCUCAACUUCUUCAGUGUCAAGGGGCCCGAGCUGCUCAACAUGUACAUUGGCGAGUCGGAAGCCAACGUGCGGCGUGUGUUCCAGCGGGCGCGCGAUGCGCGGCCCUGCGUGGUCUUCUUUGACGAACUGGACUCGGUCGCGCCGAAGCGAGGGAACCAAGGCGACAGCGGCGGCGUCAUGGACCGCAUUGUCUCUCAGCUGCUGGCCGAACUGGACGGCAUGUCGGGCGGCGAGGAUACCGGCGGCGGCGUGUUUGUCAUCGGCGCGACCAACCGGCCUGACCUGCUCGACCCGGCGCUGCUGCGCCCGGGACGCUUCGACAAGAUGCUCUACCUCGGCGUCUCGGACACGCACGACAAGCAGCUCAAGAUCAUGGAGGCCUUGACGAGAAAAUUCACCCUCCACCCCUCGGUCUCCCUCCGCGCCGUGGCCGAACGCCUCCCCUUCACCUACACGGGCGCCGAUUUCUACGCGCUCUGCUCCGACGCCAUGCUCAAAGCCGUCACGCGGCAGGCCAGCCUGGUCGACGCCAAGAUCAAGGCCAUCAACGCCGACCUCCCCGGCCACAACCUCCGCGCGCCCAUCUCCACCGCCUACUUCUUCGACCACUUUGCCACGCAGGAGGACGUCUCGGUCAUGGUCACGGAGCAGGACUUUUUGGACGCCCACCGCGAGCUGGUCCCCAGCGUCAGUGCCGGAGAGCUGGCGCACUAUGAACGUGUCAGGGCGGCGUUUGAGGGGAAGAAAGACGAUGCUCACAAGGAGAUGGAGAGAACCAACGGGACAGGGGCGGCGGCUCCCGCGAGGCUUGGUUUGACGAUGGGGCGGAGAACUACGUCCGGCGCAUCGACCAGGACUGUCGUCGUCAGUAGCAGCAAGGGGAACAGGAAGGGGAAAGGCAAGGCGGUUGCGCUGGGCAGCGAGGAUGAGUAUGACGACGAUGACCGUGAGUCAGGGGAGGAGAGCCCCGGUGGUGGUGGCGCUGGUGGCGCUGUACGGGACAAAGGGAAGGGUAAGGAGAUAGCAGGGGCAGGAGGAGCUGCCGCUCCGUUUGGCGAUGGUCCGGGCAGCGGCGAUGAAGGCCUGUAUGAGUAGGACUGUAAAGGGUUGAUCGAAUGCAUAGUAAAUACCUAGGUAGAUAUAUAUAUA
Chaetomium strumarium is the source of this 4670-nucleotide messenger RNA. RefSeq lists its product as uncharacterized. Gene Ontology annotation, cellular component: peroxisomal membrane; cytosol. Gene Ontology annotation, biological process: protein import into peroxisome matrix. The transcript is spliced from 3 exons. The annotation marks the transcript as partial. The record is from RefSeq and is a predicted model, not a curated record. Lineage: Eukaryota; Fungi; Ascomycota; Sordariomycetes; Sordariales; Chaetomiaceae. Gene Ontology annotation, molecular function: ATP hydrolysis activity; ATP binding.